Molecule: messenger RNA, 87 nt
Organism: Caenorhabditis briggsae
Lineage: Eukaryota; Metazoa; Nematoda; Chromadorea; Rhabditida; Rhabditidae
Exons: 1
Coding region: 1-87 (28 amino acids)
Source: RefSeq, a predicted model, not a curated record
AUGGACGGAAGGGUUGAGUUGGUCCGAAAAUUGAGGGGAGAGUACGGGUGGUUCAAGGACGAGACAUACACGGAAAAAAUUGGGUGA